Molecule: messenger RNA, 1560 nt
Organism: Lepus europaeus (European hare)
Lineage: Eukaryota; Metazoa; Chordata; Mammalia; Lagomorpha; Leporidae
Product: small RNA 2'-O-methyltransferase-like
Biological process (GO): RNA methylation; piRNA processing; siRNA processing
Cellular component (GO): cytoplasm; nucleus
Molecular function (GO): O-methyltransferase activity; RNA methyltransferase activity
Source: RefSeq, a predicted model, not a curated record
AUGACAUUAGAAACUGGAGAGUGUGAAAGGCACAGGGAACUUGCCCGAGGAAGGUCUGCAAUGACACAGAAGCUGCCGUCACGGUCGGUCAGGCCAGUUGCCUCACAUCCUUCAGCUAAGGAAUUGUCAUCCCAUGCAUACAAGCAACAAAUGCCUGUAUUGAUCUUAUUUGAGUGGCAUUUUGUGAAUCUUUGGGAAGGAGUUGGUUUCUACAUCCAAUCUAGUUCAACAUGUGAAGACAAAGGGAAAUGCAUGCACAGAAGUGUUGGGACCAGACUGCCAGCAACAUGCAGUGUCCCUGGCAGAGACGAAGGGAAAUGCUUCAGGAGCUUGAUCCCACUUGUUCAGAACUUCCAUGAAAGCUCUCGACUCUUGUCCGCAGCUGAUUUGGGUACAACAGUUCUUAUAUUCACCAGACAGAAUGCUUGCUCCGCUUGCAUUGUUCAGCUGGAACUGUCGAAACUUGGAAGGGAAAUGGAAGGAGAGAAGGCACAGUGCACUAACGUGAAUGGUAAUAAUCCUGAAGUUCCCAAGGAGAGGAUAAUAAAGUUUAAACCUCCACUGUAGCCACGGUACCAGUUUGUUAAAGAUAUAGUGGAUCAGCAUGAACCCAAGAAGGUUGCAGACCUGGGAUGUGGGGAUACAUCACUCAUAAGGCUGCUGAAAGUCUACCCCUGCAUCAAAGAGCUUGUUGGAGUAGACAUUGAUGAGGAUAAGUUGCGAUGGAGAGGGGAUCAGCUGUCUCCCUUCAUGGGGGAUUUCCUCAAACCACGGGAUCUGGAUCUGACCAUUACCUUGUAUCAUGGCUCUGCAGUGGAGAGAGACUCGCGUUUGCUUGGAGUUGAUCUGAUUACGUGUAUUGAGCUAAUGGAACAUCUGGAUUCAGGUGAUCUGGCCAGAUUUGGGUACGUGUCUCCAGCCAUGGUUGUCAUCAGCACACCAAACUCGGAAUUCGAUCCCCUGUUUCCAACAGAGAACUUCAGAGAUUCAGACCUCAAGUUUGAGUGGAACGGAAUGCACUUUCGGACCUGGGCUUUGUUCGUGGCCAAUCGCUGUGGCCACUCUGGAGUUUACUGGUGUGGGGGCCCGCCAGCUGGAGCCGAGAGCGUGGGCUUCUGUACCCACAUGGGCAUCUUCCAGAAGAAGGAAGAGAGGGCCGCCCAAUCGAGGGUUUGGGAGCGGCUGGACGAGUGCGUGCACAAAGCUGUUUGCACAGCUUCCUACCCAAGUCUACAGCAGGAGAGGGUCCUCAGACUUGUCCUAGUGAAUGCAGUGUCCCGACAAGUGGAGCGCCUGCGGCUGAGGCAUCUGCGAAGGCUGAGCGAAGAGGGGGAGAGGUUGUUGGGGAUACAGCCACCGGAGAAUGACAGCAACUGCCCCUCCUUCGGGCCGGUCUUCACCGAGAAAGCCAGGAUAGAGAAUUCUCCAAGGAAGUUCUUUGCGCCCCUGCGAAGACGGGCUUAUCCCAAACUGCACCGCAUCUGCCCUAAUGAAGACGAGAUGAGGUCACUGGUGGACAACCGUAUCAGCUUGAGCAGCGAUGGUUCUGCAGGUGGCUGA